GGAGUUCAAAAAUCGCCUUUAUCGACUGACUAUUUGUGGGCCGCGUGUGCGCACUCGCUGGAAGUAGAGUGACGCGAGAGCGAGCCGGAGUCCCUCGACUGGAGAACGCAAGGGUUGAUCGCUUAGAUUUCCAAACCCGCACCAUAGCCAUGAAGCUUUUUUGACUUCGGCAAGGGCCAUGCUGCCUGCGCUGCUCUUGUGGGCAGCUGUGCUCGCCGCCCCCGCCGCCUCCACCACCACCGCCGCCCCCAAAGUCGUCAGACCGAACCCCAGUCAGCAAACCCUUUCAAAAUGGAACUUCAUGUUGGAGAACAAGCUGACACAACUGGCGGAACAGGUCACUCACUUCAAAUACGCGCAAAAGGUUUACGAGAGUGACACCAAAAACGUGCGCUUGAGACAGUUGAAUGGAGAGGGCAUGCUCAAACAAACUCUGGGCAAAAUGAAAGACUUGAUUGAAAAAAAGGAGGCUGCCCUUCAGAGGCUGGUUCGUGCGGCAGAAGAAGCAGUAUCGAAACACAAGUACAGCUCAAGUCUGAGCAUACUCGACGUGCCAUAUUUAAACAUGAAAGACCUGCGCAAGGGCGACGAUCGGCUGCACUUCAACCCUUCCUUUCAGCAGUACGUCACCCUGAAUGAGUCUGGAGUGCACAUUCCGCUCGAAAUCUACGAAGGAUGGAUGGGUCACCGCUACAAAGUGCUGUGGUGGCACGAUCCGCAGAUCCUCAACGGGCUCAAGUGGUCUUCCUCGCUGGACGCCGUCUUCCGGGAGAACGCACGCCUCGACCCCAACCUCCGGUGGCAGUACUUCGGCAGCCAGCGAGGUUUGAUGCGGGUCUACCCUGCUUUCAGAUGGCCUGACGUGCCCGACGUGCCCGACUUUUUUGACGUCCGCCGGCGUUCGUGGUACAUCCAGGGCUCAGUGUCGCCGAAAGACAUGAUCAUCAUGAUUGACACGAGUGGCAGCGUGCACGGCCAGACGUUUGACAUCAUGAAAAUCGCGGUGAAGGCGAUGCUGCACACUCUCGGCGAGAACGACUACGUCAAUGUUGCGUGGUUUAACAACGAGGUGGACUGGGUGGCGCCUUGCCUGCCAACCCUGGUGCCCGCCACGAGCCACAACAAGCGUCUAAUGUUCGACGCGGUGGAUCAGCUGCAAGAGGGCAACUACACCAGCUACUCCUCGGCAUUGGAAUUCGCCUACGAGGCCUUCAGGAUGUUCGAGGAGUACAAACAACCCUGGGAGGGUUCCAAUUGCCACAAAGUGAUCAUGUUCUUCACGGACGGCGGCACCGAGUGGCCCGAGGAGGUGAUCAAGAAGUACCAAAACGACACGGUCACACGCAACGUGCGCAUCUUCACCUACGCCUCGGGGCCGCACCCCAUUCCCACGGUGAUCCUAAAGUCGAUCGCGUGCACCACCAACGGAUACUACAACACCCUAACCGCCCUCGCUGCCAUCGGUCCUCGCGUUCAGGACUAUGUGAAAAUUCUCGGCCGUCCUUUGAUUCAAUCCGGCGAAGACACGCUUUACCAGUGGACCAACUUCUACAGAGAUAUAGGAGGCCUUGGAAUGAUGGCCACUGUGACCUUGCCUGUGGCGAAUCUGACUGAAAAAAACGACCAAAGUUUGGUCGGAGUGAUGGGCAUUGACAUGGCGUUGAGUGAAUUGGAAGCUCAGUACUCGAAGCAGAUCAUCGGCCCUCUAGGCUAUGGAUUCGCGAUCAACCAAAACGGGUUCGUUGUGUUCCACCCGCGCCUCAAAGACCAGCAAGCUUACAUGGAGGAGUCUCCCGACCUGGAUAUAUUAGAACUUGAGGGUCACCGAUUAGACAGCAAUAGGGUCAGAGAAGCGAUGGUGUUGGGAGAGUUUGGCUCUUUCUUAAAUGUGUCACACGUGCAAAUUUCGGACUCGAAGCACGCUUUGCCCAUCAGGAUGAAUUUCCACUUUGGACAAAUUGGGAAUUCUACGUUCAGAUUUUGCUUGGCAUUGCCAGUGGGGCAUGUGGCCUUGGAGGUGAGCAGCCAGAGCCACGAGGCCGGGCUCCGUCUUGACAACAACAAGGGCGUCCUCCUCGCACCGUGGGCCUACUGCGACGGCCUUGAGGAGGAUCCCAGCGUCAUGCUUCUCUCCGAAGCUAUCGCCAACAACACCAACAACUGCAGUUUGAAAGGACAAGCACAACACCUUCUAUGGGACGCUGCCAAAAUCGGUCAAAUUUGGAAAGAGUGGGAAGGGAAACCGGAAGCGCGGGUGAAGAGCAGAUUUAUUUUCACGGAUAGCGGCAUCACUGCGGUCUACCCAGAAACGGAGAAAAUUCACUACAUGAACCAACGCGAUCCCAGCCGCAACGGCUUCUUCAAACGGGCAGCUAGGGCCAAGGCGUUCGUGUUCGACGUAAAGCACAAAAAGCAAGGAAAAGGAAUGCGCGUUGAGAGCGUGCUGGUCGGUCGAAAAAUUGCCGUCAAACAGCAAAAUCAAAAUUAUAUCGCUGCAGUGGUCGGUUCCGAGGUGGAGGCAAGCGUGAUAAGCAAGGCCUUCUUGGACAUCACCUCGACAGGCUUUGACAGCGACGAUGUGCUCUGCAACAAGCCUGACGAACUCGCUUGUUACCUGAUUGAUCAGGGCUCGAUUGUGAUCGCGUCUAAUCAGCAGAAUACAAAGGUGGGCAGCCGGCUGAGCGAGUCGGACGCUCAGGUGAUGUCGCAACUGCUUUCGGAAGGCGUGUUCGAGCGGGAGCAUUCGUUCAGCCACGAGACGUGGUGUCCGAAGCGCAAGACGCGUAAGCAGAUGCUGGCCGAGUUGGCGGCGGCCGGCGCCGUGCGCCACUCGCCGCUGCUGUCGUGGGCGUCCAACGUGCUGGCGCUGGUGGACACGCUCAAAAUGGCCCUGUCCACUAUCCUGUGGUGGGGCCUGCCGACGCUGAGCGAGACGAUCGCCGCCGUCGGCUGGGAGCCCAGCGUCGAGCGCAACUUCAGCUGCGUCCAGCGCGCCACGUGGCUCUUCCACUCGGGCCGCUUGUACUCCGGCGACUACGAGUGCGACGGGUGCGUCCGGCCCAUCAGGGUCUCUUUCCUGCCUGACCUCGCCCUCAUGCUGGUCAUCGCCGACGCGCCAUGCCAGUGCAGAAACAACGCAUAUGUAAACAUCGAUGACUCUGAAAUGGACGCCUGCAAACUGAAAAGCAAAAUCAGGCUUCGUCCUGCAACUUGUUACGAUCGGGAUACUUCCGCAGACUGCGGAGUCUCCUCAACCAGUUCGUCAUCAACAACCCCCCUGACACCGGUGCUGGCGGCGGUCGCCGUUUUGCCACUGUUGCUUUGCAACUCUAGAGGACCAGGCUAAAAAGGCUACUUUAGUCGCAUCCACCCUGCGUUGGCGCUGCUUUCUGUAGAUUUCGAAAAGAUGGAUCUCAACACGGGGGAUUGGGGCUUUGAAAAAGUCGCAUGCCAAUUUCUAGACUGACUUGAUAAGUUGUGAUAGUUGAGAGUAUAGGAGUGGAUAAAAGGAAAUGAGCAAUAUUCUUGUUUGUCAUUAACUUGUUACAUUUUAAAUUUAUAUCUUUUAGAGCGACCUUGAUUUUCCUCCAGGAAAUACGAAAGGGGUUGCCAAACAAGUCUUGUACACUCAGUUAGUUUUUAUUUAGUAUAUUAUUUUUGUUGUUGAAUUAUAAAAUGUCAUCUGCUUCAUUAUACUUAUACCAUUCACUUAAUUCUCCUAGUUUAAAUAAAUUCCGAAA
This is a messenger RNA of Cloeon dipterum, 3740 nucleotides long. RefSeq names its product voltage-dependent calcium channel subunit alpha-2/delta-2-like. Bases 179 to 3346 code for a protein of 1055 amino acids. Gene Ontology annotation, molecular function: voltage-gated calcium channel activity. NCBI's taxonomy places the organism in Eukaryota, Metazoa, Arthropoda, Insecta, Ephemeroptera, Baetidae. Gene Ontology annotation, cellular component: voltage-gated calcium channel complex. The transcript is spliced from 21 exons. The record is from RefSeq and is a predicted model, not a curated record.